Molecule: messenger RNA, 390 nt
Organism: Oikopleura dioica
Lineage: Eukaryota; Metazoa; Chordata; Appendicularia; Copelata; Oikopleuridae
Source: the annotation of a GenBank genome assembly
AUGUUAGUUUUCAAGUUUUUUGGCCUCCUCGCGAUUUCUUCUGCUUCGAAGCCAGUGAGAAAGCAGAACGGAGUAUGGAAGGAAUUCCUCGAUUUCGACGAGUGUGAGAGAGAAGGAUUGACCAGCGAUUAUGGCGAAUUGGAGUUCAUUUCCUGCGGUGAAUAUGAACCCGGGAAAGAAGGAUGCAACUUGCAUAUUGAAUGCAACGAUGAAAAUUUAAGAGGAAACAAGCAAUGGCUCUUGGAAAAAGUCAGAUGCCGCCAAUUCGAAUUCACGAAACGCGGCCGAGCUGGACAAAUUCGCCGCGCCAACUUCUUCGUUUUCGAGAAAUCGCCCUCUGUCCGCGUCAACCGACUUCUCCGGCCAAAACGAACAAAUCUCUGUGUAUAA